AAUUAUUAAGAAAAAUCUUUAUUUUAAACAAUGUCAAGCUUAGUGAAGUUUCCAGAACCCAUUCGAAUAGUUGGAUACAAUCCAGAUCUCAAAAAGUAUCAAUUUGAUGCAAAAGCAUUUGCCAAAAUAGCAACAUCAGAUGAAAUCAAGGAUUUACCAAUUGCUGUCGUUUCAAUCAUCGGAGAUAAUCGAAAAGGAAAAUCAUUUUUACUCAACUAUUUUCUUCGCUACUUACAACGAUACGAUCAAGAAGACUGGCUUGGUGAUCCAAAUGAACCAUUACAAGGAUUCCCAUGGAAACAAGGAACAGAAAAGGUUACAGUUGGAAUGGUUUUAUGGCCUGAACCUCUAGUUAUAACAAAAAAAGAUGGCACGAAAAUUGCAGUGCUUUUAAUGGAUACUCAAGGAUUAUUUGAUCAUCAAUCGAAAGAUGAAAACUAUAUGGACAUUUUUGUAAUCUCAUCUUUGCUCUCGUCUGUUCAAGUAUACAACAAGAGUAACAACAUCCAGAGUAACGAUAUAAUUCAGCUGUCUCAGCUGAUUAAAUACUUGAAAGAGAAGCAAAAAAAUGUUUUGGAUUUCGAACAAGCAGUUUUGUUAGAAAAACCUGAAAAACUUUGGUUUCUUGUUCGAGAUUGGGCUUUUGAAUGUGACCAUUCAUUUGGCGCUGUUGGAGGAAGGCAGUUUUUAAAUUUCAAGAAGAGUAACCAGUCCAAUAAGUUCAAACAAGCUUGGGAUACCAUUGAUGAAUGUUACUCAGAAGUUGACUGUUUUUUAAUGCCUCAUCCUGGACUUGAUGCAAUCAAUAAUCCAGAUUUCCAAGGUGAAAGAUGUAAUCUUGAGCCUGAUUUUGUCGACUCUUUGCGGGAACUUGUUUUAAAUUUAUUGUCGCCAGAAAAUAUUGCAAUCAAAAAAACAGAAGAUAAACCGAUGAAAUUUUUGGAAUUUUUAAAACUCGUAGAAAUUUUUGGAACCACAUUCUCUGGAAAUAAUUACAUCUAUGACGAUGAAUCUCAAUUGGCCUUUGAAUACAUAGCGCGAACAAUAGAAGCAAGUAGAACUGCAAAUGAAAUGUUCAUCUCGAAAAUGGUUGAAAAUAGUUUGCACAACAAUGUCCAACAGUUUAAAUCUCAACUUGAAUCUGCUCGUUGGGAAUCUAUAUCAUUUUACCUCAAAGAAACACAAUCGAUUGACUCGGAAAUCAUGUUAGAUUCUCUAAGAGAACUUGAAAAUACACUAAAAUCUCAUGCUAUAUCAUUUGAAAGAAUCAAUUCUGAAGUACGACCUCAACCAUCCAGCAGUCCAACAUUGGCAGUUCAAAGAUUUAGUUAUAAAAAUUUGAUACUAUUGGGUGCUAGAUUUUUAUCUCCAAGUUUCUUGUUUAAAUUAAUCCGUGCUCAUUUUACAAGAAAUAGACGAUGAAAUUAUGAUAAAAUACAGCAAACUACUCUGGAUAAAAUUGGAAAGGGAAUAAUUUCAAUGUAAUUGACACAAAAAUAAACAAUCUGUGCGUGUAUCCAAUCGUGUGAUUAAUAAA
Messenger RNA from Tetranychus urticae (two-spotted spider mite), 1537 nucleotides. Its product is annotated as atlastin-2-like. The record is from RefSeq and is a predicted model, not a curated record. Gene Ontology annotation, molecular function: GTP binding; GTPase activity. NCBI's taxonomy places the organism in Eukaryota, Metazoa, Arthropoda, Arachnida, Trombidiformes, Tetranychidae.